CUCGAAAAAUAAUAAAAAAUAAUAAUUGUUAGAACUUUUGAAGAUUCAAAAGCAAAACGCGUUAUUAUUAUUGGACACACUAGGGUGUGACUUGACUUGUGAGUGCAAGAGAAGGAGGCGGAGGAAGAAACUCGCCGGACACGGAGAUCCCUAAACCGCAGCCUCAGACCAAAGCUUCGUAUAAUUUAUCUUCCAUCGUUGACUUCACCCUCAGAUCAUCAUCAUUUAUCUCUGGUCUUUGUUCGGAUUCUCCAUAAUUGAUCCGGACCAUGCCAUCAAGAUGUUGUUCCCUCCGCCAUCUAUUCUUCUUACUACUGAUACUCUCUCCAUGGACGCCUUCUUGCGGCGGCGCUUCCGGCGACGUGUUGUAUCCCAUCGCCUUAACUCGUGCCGGCAGCAGAUCUUUACAAUCCUUUAGUGAACCUACAAAGCGAACAGAGCCAAAUACAAACCUUGUUGUUGAUCGCGAUGGGAAAGUGUCUUUAAAGCAGCAAGCACCAGAUAAAACAAUAUGGUCCUUUUCAACAGGAUCCCCAUGGCAUUCGUUAUAUCAGGCUCCUCUAAGUGCUAAUACACAAAACACUCCUCUCAUAAUAGUAGAUUAUAAGAACAGCUCAACGGAUGCUACAACUGUCCAUGGCUAUCAUAACUGGACAGUUCGGGACUUUUUUAGACAGAAGCCACUUGUAACGGAUGAUGGUGUGACUCUUAGGUCAGAAACAACUACUGCCUAUUUGAUUGAUGGUGAAUCAGGGAGGCUAAUCCAUGUUUACAAAUCAACCCAUUCUUCUGAAGAUACUAAAAUGAUUAAUGCUCUGGUGAAGCCAACUAGCAAUGUAGAUCUUGUGAAGCUACCUCUUCUUAUCAGGCGAACAGAUUCCAAACUAGAGCAUUUUGGUAAUACCACUGGAAAGCUUGUCUGGAAUCUUACGGUUUCUCACUUCAGAGCUGCUUUUCUAUGUGAUCCAGUUUACAAUUCAGGCUAUGAGCUCGGUCCUAGAGUCCAAACUGGAAUCUUUAUGCCAUUGCCAUGUGGAUCACAAAUUGACGUUCCUGGCCCUGAACUUGUUAUUAGAGUGCAUCAUGAUCACUCAAUGAAAGUGAAAAUGCUACCCUCCCCCUCCCAAAAUCACUUCGAAAGUGAAAACAACAUAAUGCCUUCUGGAAUAGCCCUAGAAUCAAGGAAGUUACAAGAGCAACAUGGGCAAAAAUAUACCUAUGUGUUUGGAAAAGUUUUUGAAUGGUCGCCCGUGAAGUUCUUGGUUCCUUUAGUGCUUCUGGGUGUUGUUGUCUCUAUUUUCAUUAAAAGGUUUUCGUCGAGGGGGAGUGAAUUUAGUUCGAAAUCUGGACCUUCCAAAAAGAAAAAGAAUCGUAAAUCAGGGAAGGAUACAAAUGGGCAGAAAGAUAGGCAGUCAGUUCCUCGUGGCCAGGAUCAGUUCGAGCUCAUUGAAGGUGGUCAAAUGUUACUAGGCUUCAAUAGCUUUCCAAGUGGUGCAACUGAUGGGCGAAAGAUUGGUAAGUUGUUUGUGUCAAGUAAAGAAAUUGCAAAGGGAAGUAACGGAACAGUGGUGUUUGAUGGUAUUUACGAAGGUCGGCCUGUAGCUGUAAAACGCCUUGUUCGAUCUCAUCAUGAGGUUGCUUUCAAAGAGAUUCAAAACCUCAUUGCAUCAGACCAGCACUCAAACAUCAUUCGGUGGUAUGGUGUGGAGUAUGAUCAAGAUUUUGUAUACCUUUCUCUAGAGCGUUGCACUUGCAGUUUGGAUGAUCUAAUCAAAUCCUAUUUAGAGUUUUCUAUGACACAAAUAUUGAGAAACAACGAAUCUGCUGAAGCGGUACCUACAUAUAAGAUCCAACUGGAUUCAUUGGAGGGAGCUAUCAAAGGAAACAGUUUUUGGAAAUUUGGAGGCCACCCGUCACCUCUCAUGCUUAAACUAAUGAGGGAUAUAGUGAGUGGGGUUGUCCACUUACACGAAUUGGGGAUAGUUCAUCGAGAUCUGAAGCCACAAAAUGUGUUAAUUAGUAAAGAGAUGACUGCAAAGCUUUCUGAUAUGGGCAUUAGCAAACGUAUGUCUAGAGAUAUGUCAUCGUUGGGUCAACUAGCCACCGGUUCUGGUAGUUCGGGUUGGCAAGCACCAGAGCAGCUAGUACAAGGUCGUCAAACUCGUGCAGUGGACAUGUUCAGUUUAGGUUGUGUCAUCUUUUACACUAUAACUGGUUGUAAGCAUCCAUUUGGAGAUGAUCUUGAACGUGAUGUCAAUAUUGUGAAGAACAAAGUUGACCUAUUUCUAGUAGAACACGUUCCAGAAGCUUCAGACCUCAUAUCCCGUUUGUUGAACCCAAACCCUGAUUUACGUCCCAGUGCAUCCGAAGUGCUGGUCCAUCCUAUGUUUUGGGACUCAGAGACGAGACUGUCGUUUCUUCGGGAUGCUAGUGACCGAGUUGAGCUUGAAAAUAGAGAAGUUGAUUCUGAAAUCUUGAGAGCAAUGGAGAGUACAGCUCCAGUGGCUAUAGGAGGCAAAUGGGACGAAAAACUAGAACCUGUUUUCAUCACAAACAUCGGUCGCUACAGACGUUACAAAUAUGAUAGCAUUCGUGACUUGUUACGAGUUAUUAGGAACAAACUGAACCAUUAUCGAGAACUUCCUCCAGAAAUCCAGGAACUCGUCGGAACAGUUCCAGAAGGAUUCGAUGAGUACUUUGCCAUACGGUUCCCGAAAUUGUUGAUUGAAGUGUACAGAGUCAUCUCUCUGCACUGCAAGGAAGAAGAAGUAUUCAGAAAGUACUUCAAAAGCAACAUCAUCUAAACAAAGACCGUUUCGCUUCCAGCACUUAAUUAUUGUAUGUUUGUUCUUGUACGCAGUAGUACAUAAGUUAACUUCUAUCUAAAUGUUUUAGCGUAUAGCUCAAACUGCAACAUGUAGUACUUAUGUAUAUAAGAAGUAUUUUUCAAGUGACGUAUUCAGCAACGAAAUAAGAUUCAAACAUUUGUUCA
This is a messenger RNA of Capsella rubella, 2992 nucleotides long. RefSeq names its product serine/threonine-protein kinase/endoribonuclease IRE1a. Gene Ontology annotation, molecular function: protein serine/threonine kinase activity; ATP binding; RNA endonuclease activity. The record is from RefSeq and is a predicted model, not a curated record. The transcript is spliced from 8 exons. Gene Ontology annotation, cellular component: IRE1-TRAF2-ASK1 complex. Bases 270 to 2804 code for a protein of 844 amino acids. Lineage: Eukaryota; Viridiplantae; Streptophyta; Magnoliopsida; Brassicales; Brassicaceae. Gene Ontology annotation, biological process: IRE1-mediated unfolded protein response; protein phosphorylation; intrinsic apoptotic signaling pathway in response to endoplasmic reticulum stress.